Molecule: messenger RNA, 1370 nt
Organism: Desarmillaria tabescens
Lineage: Eukaryota; Fungi; Basidiomycota; Agaricomycetes; Agaricales; Physalacriaceae
Exons: 5
Coding region: 211-1212 (333 amino acids)
Source: RefSeq, a predicted model, not a curated record
CUUGUAGUCUGUUAACGAGUCCUUGUUCUUUGAGCGUCUGUACCGUCUACGAAAAUAGGAAAUCUUGCCAUCGGUGGUCCUUCUAUGAUCCAGAUUCUAGCCACGCCCUUUGUUUGUCACCAAAAACCGGACUUAAGAUGUUAUCAUCUGUGCCUAUAAAUGUCACACCUUGAAUAAAAGCCUCCAUCAACCUUUAUCUCAACCAUCUAUAUGUCACCGCAGCCACUCACUGCUGAAGCCCUGGAGGCUCACAACUUUCGAUAUGCAGUUCAAUCCGCACUUCAAAGCUACGAGAAACAAGUCACCCAAUGGAAAGAAUGCGGAUCGUCAAAGACAGACAUUGUAACUAUCCGUUGCGACGGCUGUAAACAUCGUUUCCAGGCACCAGAAAUAAUGAAGAUGAAUUUACUAUGCCCUAGUUGCAUGUGCCAUGAGGCGGAUUCUUUGAUGAAUACACGGAUGAAAAACUCGCGUGAUGAAAACGACUAUUCGCCUUGGCAUAGCACUUGCCCUUGCAAGCGACCCCUGCGCUCCUUUGUUCUUUGCACUUGCACGUCACCUUGCCUAAAUGACCCUUAUUUGAGGGCCGAAGGAUACGAUCGAUUAAUUGCUAAAUAUCACAAAGCCCUGAGCCUUCUCGAGGACUCCCGAUAUCAGCUCUAUUGUUUCCUCUCUUUUCAGCCACUUCCCGAAAGACAUGAGAAAUAUUUAUCGUCCGGAAACGAGUCGUUCAUCGAGAAGCAGUGGCCGGGUCUUCCUGAUUCGGUCAACAUGGAAGCGACGGAGAUUAGUUGGGAUGACUACCAGUUCAUGCAGAGAGCCCUUCGAAAUGUGAUUGGGGAACUGUAUACUUUGGAGCAAAUGAAGUUCAAAGCUAUUUCGCAGACGUUUAUGAGACACUUUCCAAAGGAAUUACAACGAUCCUUUGGUAAUGACGCUCUGAUUCCUAGCCCGCUUUUGAACCAUCGAGACAUGGCUCUAAGUAUAUGGACACGAUCUCGAAACGAAGGAGACUGGUGGUGUUCUGCGAAGAAUAAAUAUCUUUCACCUCCGGACAGUUUCAGGGAGUAUUGCGACCGUGAACAUCCUGAACCAACCGAAAACUGGUAUUUCGAGAUUUGGGUCUGCUUUCCCGUAUCCAGUAAGAAUCCACGUUUACUAAAACAAUCGAACAGCGUCGAUACAAGGAUUUUGAAGGUAGCCAAGACGUAGCGCAGGGGCGUGCGCCAUUAUUGUUGGUCACGAAUGGUGGCUCUCAGACAAGCGAAGAAGUAACGCUCCCCAGUAAACGCACAAAGAGGCCCCGCAAGCGCCAACGAUUGCCAUCACAGACGACUACAAUUACAAAAAUGAUCCUCGAUAUUUUAUGA